AUGCCAGGUCUAAGCUGUAGAUUUUAUCAACACAAAUUUCCUGAGGUGGAAGAUGUAGUGAUGGUGACUGUAAGAUCCAUUGCUGAAAUGGGGGCCUAUGUCAGCUUGUUGGAAUAUAACAACAUUGAAGGCAUGGUUCUUCUUAGUGAAUUAUCCAGACGACGUAUCCGUUCUAUAACCAAACUGAUCCAAAUUGGCAGAAAUGAAUGUGUAGUUGUCAUUAGAGUGGAUAAAGAAAAAGGAUAUAUAGAUUUGUCAAAAAGAAGAGUUUCUCCAGAGGAAGCAGUCAAAUGUGAAGACCAAUUCACAAAAUCCAAAACUGUUUAUAGCAUUCUUCGCCAUGUUGCUGAGGUAUUAGAGUAUACCAAGGAUGAGCAGCUGGAAAGCCUAUUCCAGAGGACUGCCUGGGUCUUUGGUGACAAGUACAAGAGACCUGGAUAUGGUGCCUAUGAUGCCUUGAAGCAUGCAGUCUCAGACCCAUCUAUCUUGGAUAGUUUAGAUAUGAAUGAAGAUGACAGAGAAGUCCUCGUUAACAAUAUCAACAGGCGUUUGACCCCACAAGCUGUCAAGAUUCAAGCAGAUCUUGAAGUAGCUUGCCAUGGUUAUGAACUCAUUGAUGCUGUAAAAGAAGCCCUGAGAGCAGGUUUGAAUUGUUCUACAGAAACUAUGCCCAUCAAGAUUAAUCUAAUAGCUCCACCCAGGUAUGUGAUGACAACAACGAGCCUAGAGAGGACAGAAGGAGUCUUUGUUCUUAAUCAGGCUAUGGCAGUCAUCAAAGAGAAGAUUAAGGAGAAGAGGAGAGUGUUCAAUGUUCAGAUGGAGUCCAAAGUGGUCACAGAGACAGAUGAGACUGAACUUGCAAGGCAGCUGGAACGGCUUGAGAGAGAAAAUGCAGAAGUGGAUGGAGAUGAUGAUGCAGAAGACAUAGAAGCCAAACCUAAAGAUGAACCUUUUGGAAAACCGUCCAAUUCAAGGAGUACGAAGCAGCCCUUUCUGGCUGUAACCGCUAGACUUGAAAGUUUUCCAGUAUUGAGAACUUCAAAGUUGAAAAUUUUUAUUUCCAAGUAUUUAAGUAUUCGAUAA
Messenger RNA from Rattus rattus (black rat), 1083 nucleotides. RefSeq names its product eukaryotic translation initiation factor 2 subunit 1-like. Gene Ontology annotation, molecular function: RNA binding; ribosome binding; translation initiation factor activity. The record is from RefSeq and is a predicted model, not a curated record. Gene Ontology annotation, cellular component: multi-eIF complex; eukaryotic 48S preinitiation complex; eukaryotic translation initiation factor 2B complex. Lineage: Eukaryota; Metazoa; Chordata; Mammalia; Rodentia; Muridae.